GCGCGCAUCCGGCAUGGCUGAUACAAGCCGAGGGCUCCAACCGCUCCAACGGCAUGUCAGGGCCCCGAGCUCAUGAGCUUCGCGCUGCCAUGGGGCCUGAUCCCAAGCUUGCUCAUGAGGUAGCUCUCACGGGAAGUCAAUCUGGGAAUUCCAGACACUGGGAGGACAAGCCCAAUGCAGGCUACUCCGGGACACCCAUGUGGAAAAUCAAAGCGCAGCUCCAAGAGCAGCAGGCAAGCGCGCAGACAGGGCCGCUCAAGGUGCCCGAGGGCUUCAAGCAGGUGGAGAAGGGGAAGCCAAUGUACUACAAUGACAAGCGUCAGGUUUAUUGGAGUGGGGAAGAUGGAAAAACGUAUGUAUACGACGCAGUCAUGGAGAAGUAUUCACUGCUCUACGAUGGAAAAGCGUUCGACAUGCGCAUUGCUGUUGGCUCUUGCUUUCAUGAGAAGGCCUUCCAAGCCCGGCACGUGCUGGUGAAGGACUUGGCCAAAGCAGCACAGGCAAUGCGCAUGUCUGUGGAGCACUUGGACAGGCCCUGUGCGCUAUAUGCUCUUUAUGAGGGUCACCGGGGCAAGCCAGGCUCAGGAUCUGCCAAUGUUUGUGCUGAAUUCUGUGUUAAGCAACUUCAUCAGAAGCUCCUUCCGAAGCUCUCAGCCUUCCGUGGCUUUUGGGAGGACGCCAGACUUGAAGUGGCGAUGAGAGAAAGCUUUGAGGAGCUUGAUACCGAGUUCAUAGAAAAGCAUCCCGGAACUACUGAUGGUUGCUGUGCGACCGUCGCAUUAGUCACUGGUGCCCGUGUGGUCAUUGCAACACUGGGAGACGUCGCUGCUGUGGUCUGCAUGCGAAAUGGGGAGGCGGAGGAAUUUGCGAAGCCCCACGUGGCUCCUGGUUUGGAUAGUGACGAUGACGAUGAGGAGGAGGAUGUUCCAAAUGGUGGUGGGAUCCAGCCAGGAAAUUCAGCUCCAAUUCAGUGGACGCGAUCGCUUGGAGAUUCGGACUUCAAGAAGACCGAUAGUGCGCCAAAAUUGCUGUCUACGCCCGAAGUGAAGGUGCUUCAUUUGGAGCCAAAGCAUUUGGGUAUUGCUUUUGUGUGUCGAGCCCUUUACAAUGCGAUUGGCAAAAGUACUGCCGUUUCUACUGUCUCCAAGCGCUGUGCGCCGCGUGCGCGAAUGGCUGCUGGAGCGCUUGUAGAUGCUGCUGUACAGUGGCUGGGCCAGGUGGGAGACCUUGGCCUUGGCUCCAUUGUGGUCUUCUUUGAUAGGAUAGAGGAUGGGCCUGCCCACAAGCGGGCCAGAAAAGAAGAUCCCAGCCAGGUUCGCCUCAGGCACAUCUUGCUAAAGCACAGAGAGUGCAAAAGCACCAUGGACAAGGUGCGCAACAAACAAGUCAAGAGAAGCCGAGGAGAAGCAGAGCGUCUCCUUCGAGCUGUCUUGGAGGAAUGUCAAAACGAUCCCGGGACGAAGAUAUUCACCCAAAAGUGCAAGGACAUGUCAGAGUGCCAAAGUUGCCUGAAAGCUGGGGAGCUGGUUGGUGACCUGAGUUGGGUGAAGCCUGGCAAAUAUGGUCAAUCCUUUGAUGAUGUUGCCUUUGCCUUGUCCGUGGGCCAGCUUAGUGAUUUAGUUGACACUGACCAGGGUGUCCACAUAAUCCUCCGUUCAGCUUAGUGGACGGUGUCAAGUGAUCAUAGCUGGCAGAUGCAGCCUUACAGAAUGAGGAUACCUCUCCCUCUAGUUUGGAUCACAUGCAGUAGAUGGUAGAUGGGUG
This is a messenger RNA of Cladocopium goreaui, 1764 nucleotides long. Lineage: Eukaryota; Dinophyceae; Suessiales; Symbiodiniaceae. The record is from the annotation of a GenBank genome assembly.